AUGCCAUAUGACACGAAAACUAACAUCGCCGGUGAAAUACCAAACUCUGUGCAGGAGAAGAUCGGGCUCAUCUUCCAAGGUCUGAAUCGGGAUUUGCUCGAACAGCGCGACGGACUCGCUCUCACCUUGCGUACGAGGACGCGACAAGCGAGCAGCAGCUCACAUGAAAACGGCAAUGCUCGCGACGUGAAAUUCAGACGGCUCUGCUUCCCAGGCAGGGGUGUAGAAGAUGCGUGGCGUUUCACGGUCGUACUUCGCAUGUUGGAGUUAGUGCACGAAGCACUGAGUACUGGCAAAACCCUGUCGAAGAGAGACAUCUACUACCGUGAUCCAGCACUUUUCGGCAGCCAGACGCAUGUGGACCGCUACAUUGACGACAUAGCCUUCACCUUUGACGUCCCUCGGUCUGCACUCAAUGUGACGGCGGUGGCGAAAGGCCUAAUACUGGGAGCCGUAACGUUCUGUCGCCGAGAUGGUUCAAAUGCCAAUGCUGCAGUCGACAGAGAAGGCGUGCUCGUCCCACCCCUCAGUGAGCUCCUUUCGGUGAGCAUGAAGGCCGUCAAAUGGGUCCUCGUUAUUGAGAAGGAAGCCAGCUUUCGCUCACUGGCUUCUUCCAACUUUUGGGACAGACUGUCCACUGAAGGCGUGCUGCUUACCGGAAAGGGCUAUCCAGACAUCGCGACCAGAGCACUGCUACGCUUUCUGAGUGAACCUUCUCCGCAGAACGGCUUUGCAUCUCCGCCCGUUUACGGUCUGGUGGACUUCGACCCGGAUGGGCUCGCGAUACUGGCGACUUAUAAGCACGGUUCAUUCGCGCUGGCGCACGAGAACAGCUCGCUACAGGUACCUCAGCUCAAGUGGCUGGGCCUGCGCAGCGAGCACAUACUGAUGGAGAGCGACGACCCGCAUGCGAGCCAAGGGCUCAUGAUGCUCACACCGCGCGAUCGCGGCAAGGCGCGCAAGAUGUUAGAGCGCAGCGUGCCCGGCAGUAUCUCUGGUGCACUUGAAGCGGACUCGGAGGAGUGGCGAGGAGCAUUGCAAGUGAUGCUAAUGCUCAACGUGAAAGCUGAGCUCCAACUGCUCGAUGCGCAGUCGGGCGGAGUAUCUGAGCUGUUGGAGUCGUACUUAGCGAUGCAGAGCCGCUAUACUGCUAGCUUGACAAGGAAUCUGCAUGUCGAUUCCCCGUGA
This is a messenger RNA of Baudoinia panamericana UAMH 10762, 1188 nucleotides long. RefSeq lists its product as uncharacterized. Bases 1 to 1188 code for a protein of 395 amino acids. The record is from RefSeq and is a predicted model, not a curated record. Gene Ontology annotation, biological process: meiotic DNA double-strand break processing; meiotic DNA double-strand break formation; reciprocal meiotic recombination. NCBI's taxonomy places the organism in Eukaryota, Fungi, Ascomycota, Dothideomycetes, Mycosphaerellales, Teratosphaeriaceae. Gene Ontology annotation, molecular function: ATP binding; DNA topoisomerase type II (double strand cut, ATP-hydrolyzing) activity; DNA binding. The transcript has 3 exons. Gene Ontology annotation, cellular component: nuclear chromosome.